Oxyura jamaicensis (ruddy duck) is the source of this 846-nucleotide messenger RNA. RefSeq names its product COMM domain containing 7 (gene COMMD7). The transcript is spliced from 8 exons. Gene Ontology annotation, molecular function: NF-kappaB binding. The record is from RefSeq and is a predicted model, not a curated record. The annotation marks the transcript as partial. Gene Ontology annotation, biological process: tumor necrosis factor-mediated signaling pathway; negative regulation of DNA-templated transcription. Lineage: Eukaryota; Metazoa; Chordata; Aves; Anseriformes; Anatidae.
UGUCCCAUUUCUUCACAGCAAUUCUCAGCGCUGACCGAAGUGCUUUUCCGGUUUCUAACAGAGCCCAAGGAGGUAGAAAGGUUUCUGACUCAGCUCUCAGACUUUGCCACCAUGAAUAAAAUCAGCUUGGGCCCCCUGAAAAACAUUGUCAAAAGUAUUCUUCUGGUACCUAAUGGUGCCCUGAAGAGAAAUCUGUCUUCGGAACAAGUCAGAGCAGAUUUUAUUGCUCUAGGCCUCAGUGAAGAGAAAGCCAGUUAUUUUGCAGAACAGUGGAAGCUGAAUUCCCCCACCCUAACACGCCUGGCUGUUGGUCAGACGCUGAUGAUUAACCAGCUGAUAGAUAUGGAGUGGAAGUUUGGAGUUACCGCUGGGAGCAGCGAACUGGAAAAAGUGGGAAGUAUCUUCUUACAGCUGAAGCUGGUGAUUAAAAAAGGAACCCAAAUGGAAAACGUGUAUAUAGAGUUAACUUUGCCCCAGUUCUACAGUUUUCUGCAUGAAAUGGAACGGGUCAAAACCAGCCUGGAGAGUUUCAGCUGAAACUACAUGGGUCUGAACUGACAUCUGUCCGGGACGUUUAAUUUCUCCUUGUGGGCUGCAGAUCUGUUCUUUCCCAGCCGCCUGUAACAGCGGGAUAAGGGAAGACAAGGCCUUGUAACAAACUGUAGUGUCACAGCCCAGAGAGACCCAUCAGUCCUCCAGAACCUGGAUCUUUGGAAAGUGUUUUGAAGCAGCUACAAGACCACCCAUUCUUUUUUUUUUUCUUUUUACUAUUACAAGAAAUAUUGUCAGAAAUACGUGGAUGUUUGUACUAAAAUAGCAAAGAAAUAAAUGCAUUGCCAUCCUGCA